Solenopsis invicta (red fire ant) is the source of this 1020-nucleotide messenger RNA. RefSeq names its product putative nuclease HARBI1. The transcript has 4 exons. The coding region runs from base 1 to 1020 and encodes 339 amino acids. The record is from RefSeq and is a predicted model, not a curated record. NCBI's taxonomy places the organism in Eukaryota, Metazoa, Arthropoda, Insecta, Hymenoptera, Formicidae.
AUGGGACAACGUAAUGAAAGACCAAAAAAUGAAAACUAUUUUGAAGGUGUGAUUCCGAGAUAUACAGACAUACAGUUUGCAGAACACUUUCGCAUGUCGCGAAUAACAUUUGAGGCACUGCUAAAUAUAGUAGCACCAUUAUUAAAUCCAGACGAAUAUGUAAACGUAAACGCAUCAAAGAAACUUCUAUUUACAAUAUGGGUUUUGGCCAAACAAGAAAGCUUCUUAGCUACGGGUGACAGAUUUGGUUUACCUAAAUCUACUGGUCAUAAUAUUUUCAGAAGUAUUAUAACCAUUUUAUCGAAUAUAAUGCCCCUUUAUGUCAAAUGGCUAGAUGCUAAUGAGUAUUUAAUAUCCUGCAAUAUUUUUGAGAAUCGUUCGCGCGGUUUUCAAGGAGUCAUAGGUGCAAUUGAUGGUUGCCAUAUUCCAUGUAAACAACCAAUUAGGAAUCCACAUGAUUAUUAUAAUCGCAAAGGGUUUCAUUCCAUUAUAUUACAAGGAGUAUGCAAUCACAGAGGAAAAUUUAUAGAUUGCUUUAUUGGUUUGCCAGGUAGAAUGCAUGACGCAAGAGUAUUUAGACAAAGUCCAUUAUUUCAAAAUAUUUCGAAUGCAAGAGUACAUUUCAUACCACGACAGUUACACUUAAUAGGCGAUUCAGCAUAUCCAUUGAUGGUAAAUCUAAUGACACCAUAUAGAGAAAAUGGUCAUUUAAUAGGUCCACAAAUACAAUAUAAUACGAAAUUAAGCCGUAUUCGUUCAAUUAUUGAAAGAGCCUUUGGACUGUUAAAAACAAAAUUUAGAAGACUAAAAUACUUAGAUAUCGCAGAUUUUGAUCUAGGAAACAAAAUGAUUGCAGCUGCAUGUACAUUACAUAAUUUCAUAAUAGAUGGUGAUAAUUUAAAUGUAGAGGAUGAAGAUUAUUUAGAAGAUGAAGAUGUAAAUGAUAUAGAACAGGCAAGAAGGCAAGAAGAAGUAAUAGAUGCUGUAGAAAAGCGAAGAAAUAUUACAGAUCAACUAUAA